AUGGAGUCCCCAGGUCCUGAUAUUGGAGGUCCUUAUGGACCGUACAAGCAGUCCGAAAGAACAUCUAUGUACCAGAGCCAUGCAGAGAAGCUGCUGCGAUCUGGGCACGCUUAUCGAUGUUUUUGUUCCACAGAGCGCUUAAAGAGCCUUGCGAAGGGAAGGAACGGCCUUGGUCUAUCCAGCGACUAUGAUCGAACUUGUACCAGCCUCCCAGCUGGAGAGUCGGAGGAACGGGCUUCCAAGGGUGAACAACAUGUUGUUCGAUUGAAGCUUCCUGAGGUCCCACCCACGUACACAGAUCUGGUUUACGGAGUCGUUGGCCAGCGUAAAAGUAAAGAAGGAGCACAUGCGCCACGCCCACAGCUUAGCUUCGAAGACCCAAUUCUCAUCAAGUCUGAUGGUCAUCCAACCUAUCACUUGGCGAACGUCGUUGACGAUCACCACAUGGGAAUCACGCAUGUCAUUCGUGCAGUGGAAUGGAUGCCCUCAACUCCCAAACACAUAGUAAUGUAUAAUGCAUUCGAUUGGAAGCCGCCAACCUUUGCCCACGUCGGGUUGUUGCAGGAUGCAUCGCGGCAGAAAUUCAGCAAACGGAACUUGGCUCUUGAUCUCAACUCUUUUCGGCAAGACGGUAUAUUUCCAGAGGCUUUGGUCAACUACGUUGCCUUGUUUGGCUGGUCGCACAGGCUAGGUGUUGAUCAAUUAAAUUUGCAGGAUCUCGUGCAGAAUUUCGACCUUAAGUUUACGAAAGGUAAUACCAUAGCAGCACCGAAUAAGCUUUUUCACCUUCAAAAGCAUUACGCCCAACAGUAUGCCGAAAAGGAAGAAGGAGAGGAGUACCUAGCAAUGAUUGAUAAAGUCCUUGCUGUCGCAGAGGAGCACCUGCAAGCACAUCCCGAGAGUAGGAUCUAUUCAACUAGCGAGCUCAAAGAGCGCAUUGCUGCUUUGUUGAAUGUCGACGCAAAGAACUAUACCACACCUCUACAAUUUGUCGAGCGUAAUGCCCACUUCUUCUUCAUCGAACCUCGAGAUAAAUACAGACACGGACCGAACGAUGCCGGAUUGACUGAAAAUACUGGCAGAAUCGCAGAUCAUCUCAAGGCAAUCUUGCCUGAGCAGUGGGACGAACUAAGUCUCAGGGAAGCUUUUGACAAUAUGGCUAAUACCCUUUCAACGGAAUCGGGUCCGAACUCUGAGAAAGCUUCCAGAGCUUCUGUGCAACAUUUCUUACGAUGGGCCCUGACAGGAGGUCGUCCGGGUCCAACCCUGAUACUUACAAUGAGUAUACUAGGCAGAGAUGUGUCUCUGAAGAGAAUUGAGGACGCCACGGCAGUGCUAGAGAAGAUGAGGUUCGAAGCCAACAAACGCUCAGCUUAA
Messenger RNA from Letharia columbiana, 1377 nucleotides. RefSeq lists its product as uncharacterized. The coding region runs from base 1 to 1377 and encodes 458 amino acids. Gene Ontology annotation, biological process: glutamyl-tRNA aminoacylation. Lineage: Eukaryota; Fungi; Ascomycota; Lecanoromycetes; Lecanorales; Parmeliaceae. Gene Ontology annotation, molecular function: tRNA binding; glutamate-tRNA ligase activity; ATP binding. The record is from RefSeq and is a predicted model, not a curated record. The transcript is spliced from 5 exons.